CUCUGUAUUUAUAAGUUUAUGGUGAACUAACCGGCGAUAUCACUCCAGUUGUCCAGUACUUUUUCAUCCUGUACAAUUGUCUCCUUCUCAGACACGAGGAUUUUCUGUGUGCUUCAUCUUUUUAAUCGUCUGGACGUUCACGUUCGGUUGAUUUUUCUGAAAUGGCGCAAAAUAAAUUCAGCGAAAUGGCUUCACGUUUUGGCAAGGGUACGAACGGAGUGCCCAUGAGCUUAAAGGUUCUCGCUGCCGCUGGUGUCGCGGUAUACAGUGCCUCCAAAUCCAUGUAUACAGUGGAGGCUGGUCAUAGAGCGAUUAUAUUUUCUCGAUUGGGAGGUAUUCAGAAAGAUAUUAUGACUGAAGGUUUACACUUCCGUGUUCCAUGGUUUCACUAUCCAAUAAUUUACGAUAUUAGAAGCAGACCAAGAAAGAUCUCGUCACCUACGGGAUCUAAAGAUUUACAGAUGGUUAACAUUUCACUACGUGUCCUUUCACGUCCUGAUGCAAGCACAUUACCGGCUAUGUACCGACAGUUGGGUCUAGACUAUGAUGAGAAGGUAUUACCAAGUAUCUGCAAUGAAGUACUCAAGUCGGUUGUUGCAAAAUUCAAUGCUUCGCAAUUAAUUACGCAAAGACAGCAAGUGUCUAUUAUGGUACGCAAGGAAUUAACGGAACGUGCUCGAGAUUUCAACAUUGUUCUGGAUGAUGUGUCGAUAACGGAGCUUAGUUUUGGUAAGGAAUAUACCGCUGCAGUCGAGGCCAAGCAAGUGGCACAACAAGAGGCUCAACGAGCUGCAUUUGUGGUGGAAAGAGCUAAACAAGAACGUCAGCAAAAGAUCGUACAGGCUGAAGGCGAGGCAGAAGCAGCUAAAAUGCUUGGUUUAGCUGUUGGCCAGAACCCUGGAUACUUGAAGCUACGUAAACUGCGAGCAGCACAAAACAUUUCGCGUACAAUCGCCAAUUCGCAAAACAGGGUGUAUCUCAGUGGCAAUAGUUUGAUGUUGAACAUUCAAGAUCCUACUUUCGACGAAGGCUCAGAUAAGUUGAAAAGUAACGAAGAAGUGAACUGGAAGAGUUGGAAUGAAGCGGCUGACCGUGCCGUUCGAAGUCUGAGUACGAGUUCUCAGCAGGUAUCGAGUAUCCGAGAGUCGGGCACCAAAGCCCGACUGUACGAAACACAAGUUUUUCCUGUUGUUACGUCUCUUCUACUGGAAUCGGCCAGUGAUAGCGCCAAGUUGAUACUACUAUGAUUAUGCGAUACAAAGGCGAGCAUAUACAAAUUUGUUCAUCUGCAUAUCUCGAUUAUUAUUAUUGUUAAUAUUUUUAUUUUUAUUAUGAAAAUCACGGUAUAGGACUCUUUUCAAGAAUUCAAUUCGCUCUACGUCCUCACAAGCGUUGAUCUUGUAUAUACACUCGUGCGUUGCUUCGCGCGUACACAAUUGGCACAAGGUUUGUUCGUGUUGGUUCGUUCUAUCUUCUGCCAACUUUUAUUCUUUCUCUUUUUUUUUUCUCUAAUGUCUGAUAUUGUAUAUUUGCGUAUAAAAGUGCAAAGGUGUAAAAAGCAACAUGAACAAACCUGUUAUCAUGCCUGUUUUUAGCUAAUUUGUCAUUAAUACGUCAUCGGUAAGUAAUAAAUACGGUUAGAUUUAAUUUUCCAAAUCAUUAGUAAAUAAAGGAAAAGGAAAAAUA
Ooceraea biroi (clonal raider ant) is the source of this 1686-nucleotide messenger RNA. RefSeq names its product prohibitin 2 (gene Phb2). The record is from RefSeq and is a predicted model, not a curated record. Gene Ontology annotation, biological process: mitochondrion organization. Lineage: Eukaryota; Metazoa; Arthropoda; Insecta; Hymenoptera; Formicidae. Gene Ontology annotation, cellular component: membrane; mitochondrion.